Cercospora beticola is the source of this 3303-nucleotide messenger RNA. RefSeq names its product TCP11 family protein. Lineage: Eukaryota; Fungi; Ascomycota; Dothideomycetes; Mycosphaerellales; Mycosphaerellaceae. The record is from RefSeq and is a predicted model, not a curated record.
UCUGCCGUCGACAGGCUUCCACGAGCUCGUGCAAGCGAUUGCCAGGAUCACGCAGCUGGAAGGCGUCAUUGUGCCAGCCACCCUGCCUCUCCUCAACUCAACUGCCUGCUGACCUGACGACCCGACGACGUCGACCAGUAUUCCUACCGGAUGGCAGACACCACCAUGUCGCACCCCACCGGCGUGGACCGCAUACCCGCCGACACCAACAUCGACAUGUCCGACGACACCGAGACCGACCAAGAGCCUCGACAAGUCUACGCUCCUCCACCUCACAUCGCCGCUCGCUUCUACCGCAACCAGCUGACGCGCCGGAAGUCCUCAGCGGCAUCUUCUCGGAGGAAUUCGCUAUCAUCAGCCCAGUCGCAGGCGCAUUCUCACACGUCAGGCCGCUCGUUGCGCCGCAGUUCGACGGGAUGCCGGUCUACCACGAUUGCCCAGCACCUGCGACGGGCGUCAAUCAUCGAGUCGAGGAAGGCGCGCCUGGCCGACCGAGCUGCCCAUGCCGAGCAAGUGCGACUGCGAGCAGCGCUCGCCAAAGCAGCACCACGAGGCAACAGCACGAGCAGUGAGGAACGCGCCCUCGCCGCGCAAGCCGCCAAAGAGAAGUUGCUAGCAAAGGUUGCGGCACAAUGUGCCGAAGAGGUGGCGCGCGCAAAGCGCAUCGCAGAGGAGGUCAAGGAUCGCAAGCUGGCAGAAGAAACGCGCUUGCGCCUGGAAAUGGAGGAGCGGCACGCUGAGGCUGAACGAAGGAGGGCAGAGUACCAGCGCAACAUCCAGGCACGGAGAGCGAGACGUGCGGAUAGUGCCGAGAAGAAACUCGCCGUGCUGGAGGAGGUUGCUGAUGUGGAGGAGGAUGCUAUCGUUGAGGAAAUCGCAGAGGUCUUGCUCCUGGAUCUCGAGACAGCCGUGAGCCGAAUCCAGCGAGCAUGGCGCCUGCACCGGAGGAAGCAGCCUGUCCUUCGUUUUAGAGAACUCGGACUGACCGCUGCAAGAGCCAAGGAUACGCCCUUUGAAGAGAUGACAGAGUUGGUGGCCAGUCAGCAGGUCAUCCAGGCCACGACUGACAUGUUGAUGCACCUUGGCCUGCAGGACGGAAACGAUGCGAAUGCUGCGUUGAACACCAGAACUUUCCUGAGCGGGUAUAUGAUCGUUGCUCACCCCAUUUCAGUGCUUCUGAACAAGACUGGUGCCCAGGAGUCGGACCUAAUCGCAAAUGCUUCUGAGUUGAUCAGCCUUUUCGAAGCUUCUGUGGCGAGACUCGAUACGUGGAACAACUUCACUGCCAACGAGACACAGCAUGAGACUCUCAAUCAGACCUAUACCACCUACACCUCCGCGUUUGCUGCCUGGAGGCUCCAAGAUUCUAGUGUUCUAAUCGAAGGCAUGGUGGCCUCCUUUGUCGAGCUUGACGCAAUUUGGCAGACUGUCAAGGACGAUACUCGAGGCGAGGUCGCCAAAGACUAUCGUGAAGGCAUUCGUGACAAUCAGGUUAUGCUUCUGAGUAGAAUCCGGAAGCUGGCUGGUCCUGACCGAGCAGACUUCUUAAUCAAGAAGGCCAUUAGGGAGAGCCGACGCAGAAGGCCUAAGAAGCGACCAGCGGCCGAAGUGAGACCACGAGGUGUCGAACCUUCUUCUGAGGCUGCAGUGUCUUCUGAGCAAGCGGUCGAAGAUGCUUUCGCACCUGUCCCCAUCGGCUCUGGCGAACUCAACAAGCUGUUCACAACGAUGCCGAGCAACAGAGUCCUAACCCACGAGCUUGCGAUCGACAAGGACUACAAGCUCGAGGACAAGAAUAGCGAAUUACGAGAGCAGAUGUACCGCAGCAUUUGCGAAAGUAUGAAGGUCGGUUUCGAGGCUGGGAAUGGAGCGCGAUGGACUGUGUCUGCCGCAGAGAAUAUCAAGGAGAAGCUCUUGCGGAUGCUUAAGCCUGGUAGCAACAUGCAUAAGAUGCUCUGCGAAGCACUGGACCUGGACAACAUCCAACGGCAGUGUCAGCAAGGGGUGUUCAGCUACCCUGGAUUCUUCGGCUUUAUGGCUAAUGUCCUACCUAAGCUCUGUGCGCCUUUUCGCGAUCAGCAAGUCAAGACGCUGGCUGAAGAGUUGCGCACGGAGAACGACGAGCUUGAUGGCAUGAUUGAGAAGCUCUUCAAGCUGUUGAAGAUGGUCGACUGUCUGAGUCUCGACUACACGAAUUUCAUGAUCAUGCAAUCGGCUCCCACGCUAACGAAAGAAGCCGCUGGCUACGAAGCACGCAUGUUCCGACGGGAUAUCGAGGCACAUCAAAUCACUCUCACGAACACGAAGCGAUGGUGGCACCAGUCGCGCCGUGCUCUGGAAGCCGAGUCGGAUCGACGAGAUCCGGAGAACAUGAGGAAUCCGGCCGAUCGGCCAUCACCUCAAAAAAUCUACACGCAUGCCCUGGUGGAGCUCGCCCUGACCUCGAAUGAGCUCGAUGACACCGCAUGCCCCGAGACGUUGCACCUGGAUCUGGAACGUAUGCAGAAGCUUCGCACGAAAGCCAUCAGAAUUGCUGUGAUCGGUGCCAUUCUUCUCACCACCAAGAACCUCCUUAGGCGUGAUGUCCGAAGCCAGUGGAAGAAUGAGGCCAAUAGACUGUGGACCCUUCUCUCCGCAGAGCCGUACGAGAGCACGAACGCAGACGAGCCUACGACCGCUCAAAAGGCUUUUUCGGUGCUUGAGACGGCGCACAACAUGCCCGAGAGCACGAAACGUUCUGUGCAAAGUACCAUCAACAAAUUCUUUGCGCAGGCGGCUCAAGUCAGCAUUCCCAGCGGCGCACAGCAAGUCAAUAGCGUUCGCUUCUCAGAUCCGGUCUUGAAGGUCUUGUUCCAGCGACUCAAGACCCAUAUUCUGUCUCGUCUCUCGGCCGAGAGCAGUGCGGACAGGGUCCGGGCUGCAAGCUCAGCUUCUGAAAAGUUGGCCUCGAGCGGCAUGGCGGAGUUCGUCCCGCAUGUUGCUGUUAUUGUGGAUUUGCUGGAGCGGGUCCGGAAGGUGGAUUGGGAGAGCCAUGGAGUGUGGUAUGAGGAAAUUGCCGUCGUUCAGGAACAGCAGUGAUUGGUUGAAGUGGGUUUCUUUUGGGUCGAGGUUUUCUUACUGGGGGAAGGGAUUGACAUUCAUUUCUGGUCGCCUGAGCAGAGGCAAUUUUGAUGCAUGCGCAAACUUGCAUCGUGGGUUGUUCAUGAGGUCCUGGUGUCAUGAUGUUAUGGGGUUGGGGGAUUGGGCUCAUGAGAAUGGCAGAAUGAACAUGAAACAUCAUCGGAGUCGUUGUGCACUGUGCCC